Esox lucius (northern pike) is the source of this 1787-nucleotide messenger RNA. RefSeq names its product CWC25 spliceosome associated protein homolog (gene cwc25). Bases 180 to 1427 code for a protein of 415 amino acids. Gene Ontology annotation, cellular component: U2-type spliceosomal complex. The transcript is spliced from 9 exons. The record is from RefSeq and is a predicted model, not a curated record. Gene Ontology annotation, biological process: mRNA splicing, via spliceosome. Lineage: Eukaryota; Metazoa; Chordata; Actinopteri; Esociformes; Esocidae.
UCAAUAAACGCAGGCAGUACGUAGAACAAAACAAGCUUGCUAGAUCGGCGUGUAAAUGUCGAUGUUAUUUAACUAAUAAAGGAGACUUGUUUUUGUUAGCUACAGCGAACUCAUAGGUAGAGGUUAAGCGUGUUCACAUUUUAUUUUUCUGUUGAACACAGUUGACGAUCUAUUUCAAGAUGGGAGGAGGUGACCUCAACUUGAAGAAGAGCUGGCAUCCCCAGACUAUGAAAAACAUUGAGCGGGUAUGGAAGGCAGAACAGAAACACGAGGCUGAGAGGAAAAAGAUCGAGGAGCUUCAGAAGGAGCUGAAAGAAGAACGAGCUCGAGAAGAUAUAACCAGAUUCGCACAGGAGACUGGAGCUCUAAAGAAAAAAGAUGACCGCUUAGACUGGAUGUACCAGGGGCCAGGUGGUCAAGUGUCCCGUGAUGAGUAUCUCCUGGGACGCCCCAUUGACAAGCAGAUUACCCAACAGUAUGAGGAACCAGAAGCUGGCCCAUCCACCCAGACAGGCCUCCUUCCUGGGUCCAUCUUCAACCCUUCCACACCUGCGUCUACACUUGACGUGGCUGCCAAGAUCAGAGAGGACCCACUGUUUGAAAUUCGGAAGCGAGAGGAGGAGAAGAAAAGGGAGGUAUUAACAAAUCCAGUGAAAAUGAAGAAGAUCAAGGAAAUGCUGCGUCAGAAUCUUGAAAAGAAAGACAAGAAAAAGAAGAGGAAGAAGGACAAGAAGGACAAGAAGGAGGACAAAGAGAGGAGGAAAGAGAAAAAAGACAAGAAGCAUAAGAGAAGGAGCUCAAGUUCUGAGGAAGAAGACAGAAAACACAGGCACCAUUCUUACGAGGAAUCCAAAGAAACAACCCACUCACAUUCCCACCAACGCAGUGUCCCAGCUGGCUAUGGACUGCAGUUUCCAGUUGGUAGGCAUCAUCAUUUUGCAGAGCCUGCCAACCAAUCUAGGCGCCGUUCUCAGGAGAGGAGCCGCUCCCGAUCGGCUGAGAGGACUGACAGAAAUGGCCAUCACAAAUCGGACGACCACUCAUCCCACCGGACAGACACGUUCAGAGUUCCACAGUUCCAGCGCCCCAAGGCCCCCAGCCCACAGAAAGGUCGCUACCAAAGGCGUCAGAGCAGUACCACCAAACGUCUCUCCGAUGAAGAGCUGGAGAAGAAGAGGCGAGAGAUGAUGGAGUUUGCCAAACAGAGAGACGACGAGCGAGAAAACAAUGUUCAGAGAUACAAACAACUGGAUGAGAAGGAGAAGGAGAAAGAGAAAGUUGGCAAGCAUGAUCCCAACGCUGGCUUCAUCCACAAAAUGAAAUUGGAGAGUGCUUCCACUUCUUCUUUGGAGGACCGAGUCAAGAGGAACAUCCACUCCAUACAGAGGACUCCUGCUUCCCUGGAAAGUAAUUUUAUGAGGAGAUGAGAACUGGAAUGGGUGGAUUGAGAAGAGGGUUAAAUCACACCAGCUACCAGAUGGAAAUAUGUGCAAAGGUUGCCAGGUCAGCCAAUGACGUAUAACAUGAACACACUGCAGACUCUGGCGAGGCACUAUACCUCUGCAGUCCAAUGGAUCCAAUGUCCUCUAUAUGGCAGAACCAACUUGAGCCAUUUAACAGCAAGCCAUACUCUUUUUAUGAAACGAACAAUGCUAGAUUUAUUAUAUAUUGUUGGAAAAUAUGUUGUAUUCGCUGUAAAGGUUAGAAUUACAGUAACUACUCAUCAAACACACACACACACAACUCUUUUGUAAAUUGUAUAUCUUAAAUAAAACAAAUAGUUUCUA